Manihot esculenta (cassava) is the source of this 573-nucleotide messenger RNA. RefSeq lists its product as uncharacterized. The record is from RefSeq and is a predicted model, not a curated record. The coding region runs from base 1 to 573 and encodes 190 amino acids. Lineage: Eukaryota; Viridiplantae; Streptophyta; Magnoliopsida; Malpighiales; Euphorbiaceae. The transcript is spliced from 3 exons.
AUGCCAAGUGACACUAAGGAGUUUUAUUGGCAGGAAUUCAAGGUGAAACAUAAUUCUUUAAGCAUUUUGAGCUAUAAUAUGAAAUGUGUAAUUACUAACUACUCAUAUACUUUAAUCUUUUUGCACAAAUACUUCCUAUGGGACCAAGCAAUUGACAGCUUGGUCAAAAUUGCAUGGCAGAAAAAGGCUGCUGAGAGAUACAUGGGCUUAAUGUGUGAAAUCAGGAAAGGGAAGACGAAGAAUCUGGCUACACUUGAUUCUGUUUUGAGGAAGUGGCAGGAAACUUGGAACACUUCUGAAUAUAAAGAGAAGUGUGACAAGUUUUCUACCAAUAGGCGCAGUGAGGCUGGAGAGGCAGGAUCUGGCAUUUCCAGGCACGUUUGCGAAUCAGUUUCACAGUAUACCCACCAGCAAAGGAUGAGAGAAAGACUAGGAAGAGAACCACAUCCUCAUGAGCUUUUCGAGGCCACACAUAAGAGAAAGGGGACGAAGGAGUUUGUUGAUGCUAGGUCAAAAGCUAUUUAUGAUAAAUACAUACAACUAAAGGAGGCAGCAACAGGAGGGAAGCAAUGA